CUGAUAUAAAAAGAAUUUUGUUGGAUAAAAAAUGACAUUAGAUCAGAAAAUACAACAUUAAAAUCAAAGCCAUUCUAAAACCAACCUGACAUGUUUUCUAAAUUUUGGUUAACGUGCACCAGUAUAUUGUGCAUACUGAUGCUAUCACAGUAUGCUGUGGUUGUACAAUGCAUAUGCGAGAACAUUCCAAUAUGUCAAUGGAGUCUUUGGCAUGAAUGGUCUUCUUGCAAUGCUACUUGUGGAUCCGGUAUGAAGUCCAGAUGGCGUAGCCCGUGUUGUGAUGCUUCCAAAGCGAACAGUUUUAUGGAAUGCAUCAAUGUCUGCAAUUUAUCUUCGUCUGCAUACAAAGACUAUCAAAGUUGUUCUGUUGCUUGUUCAACUCCACCAACUACACUAAAAACAACAGAAACAACACAAUCAACAAUAUCAACAGUGAUUUCUACAAUACUUCAACUAACCAAGGCGCUUGAGACAACAACCGUUCGACAUGUAACAACAACCCUAAAACCCAAAACAACAACAACAACGACAGCAACAACAACAAAAACAUCUGUAAUCACGACAGCAUAUCCCCAAACAAAGGCAUAUCCGACGACGACAACAACAUCAAAACCAAAAUCAUCAACCUCAGUGAAUGUCUAUUUAAAAUCUUCUCCUGAUGAACAAACAACAAGGCCAAUUACAAUGAGAACAACCACACCUUCAGGAACUACGAGUAAAACCAAAGCCACGCCAGCUUCGGUAUCACCUUCGGCAUCCAAAGCUGUUCUCUCAGGCGCUGCCAUUGCUGGAAUCGCCCUUGGGUCGCUUGGUGUAGCAGUGACAGUACUAGUGCUGAUAUUCAAGUACUCGAAGUUGAUGAAGCAAAAUCAGGUCAUGUUUGAAACCCUGGAUGACCAACCGUACAGGAAGACUAAGCUAAGACGAAUUCAUGUGGAAGAAAUUUGAUAGACAUUAACUGGACUCUGACACGAAAAUCUAAAUACGCUUGUAUAUUUAAUUUUCAUUUGUCAUUCAAAUUAAAUUGUU
Magallana angulata is the source of this 1029-nucleotide messenger RNA. RefSeq lists its product as uncharacterized. The transcript is spliced from 2 exons. Bases 91 to 948 code for a protein of 285 amino acids. NCBI's taxonomy places the organism in Eukaryota, Metazoa, Mollusca, Bivalvia, Ostreida, Ostreidae. The record is from RefSeq and is a predicted model, not a curated record.